AUGAAUAACGCGUUCCUCCACGGGUAUUCUGAUGAGGACAUCUACAUGCUCCUUCCUGCUGGUUAUAAUGUGGAUUUGGGACUGGUGUGCAAGCUAGAGAGGUCCUUGUACAAGUUGAAGCAAGCUUCGCCAAUGGAACGUCGAGUUGACAUUGAAGCUACAACAAUUUGGUUUUACUCAAGAGUGAAGGCCUAUCUACAUAAUUUCUUCACUAUCAAAGACAAGGGAGAUGCUCACACUGGUCUGUUGGGGGCUAAAUCAUUGGUCACGCCUUUUCCAGUAGGUCUCAAAUUGGCCUCAGAUACAGGUGCUCUGCUUCGGGCUCAAAAUUCAUACAAAGAUUUAAUGGGUAGGCUACUCUAUUUGAGCUUUACUAGACCCGAUAUUUCCCACUCUGUGCAACAGUUAAGCCAGUACCUCAAUCACCUUUGCGAUGCCUAUUGGAAUGCUGCUCUCCACGUGGUUAGAUACCUCAAAGGAUGCCCUUCGCUUGGGUUGUUUUUGCCUGCUGUUAACUCUUUGGACCUUCAAGGUUAUUGCGAUGCCGAUUGGGCAUCGUGUUCUGAUUCUAGGAGUUCAUUAACCGAUUUCUGUAUCUUUCUUGGGGGACCUCUUGUCUCGUGGAAAACUAAGAAGCAAUCGACGGUUUCUCACUCUUCUGCAGAGGCAGAAUAUCGUAGUUUGGCAGCAAUGGUUUGUGAGUUGCGUUGGUUACCUUUUUUGCUGGCAGAUUUUGGUGUCUCAUUGUCUUUGCCUGUGUCUCUCUUUUGUGAUAACAAGGCCGCACUUCACAUUCUUGCGAAUCCUGUGUUUCACGAACGCACCAAGCACAUUGAGAUUGAUUGCCACCUUGUUCGUGAUGCUUACACGGCUAGUUUUAUUGCCCCUGUGCUCAUUCUCAGCUUCACCCAACUUCCAGAUGUGUUCACGAAGGCUCUACCAUUGAAGUUGUUCAGCUCUUUUUUGUCCAAGUUGGGACUCCCUGCAGUUGCUAAAGGUGCUGGAGUUGCUUCAGACCUUCUUGAUCAAGGAUGA
Messenger RNA from Sesamum indicum (sesame), 1035 nucleotides. The record is from RefSeq and is a predicted model, not a curated record. Lineage: Eukaryota; Viridiplantae; Streptophyta; Magnoliopsida; Lamiales; Pedaliaceae.